GCGGGCGGGCGAGGGAGCGCUUGGCUGGGGAUGGGCGGCAGAGGUAGCCGCGGAGGCAGCAGUGGAGGCGGAGGGGAGCCCGGGGUUGCUGCUGCUGCUGGUUCUGGUGCUGAUCGGAGCCGGGGCUGGCGAUGGAGGCUGCUCGGCCCUUGAACGCCUCCCUGGGGCUCUGCCGCCCCUCCAACGCCUCCUCCUCCGCCGGACCCCCCUGGAACGGGACGGGGGCCGGGGCCGCCUGCGACUCUUCCCGAAGAGGAGCCCCACGAGGAGCCCGAGGGAUUUCCGUUCCCAUCUCUGACCGUCACCCGGCUGGACGGAGGAGCAGGGAGUGACGGGGCCCUUAUCUCUGGACAAACAGCACGAGCAUUUCCCUGAGAGAAAGGGAGAAAGGCACACCUGGGCACUUUGGCAUGGAGGGGCAGCAGCAGGACUUCUGGAUGGAGGGAGACAGGGAAGACUUGGACCUGACAGUGCGGAUCCUGCUCUACUCAGUCAUCUUCCUCCUGAGUGUCUUUGGGAAUACCCUGAUAAUCGUGGUUUUGAUGCUCAACAGGCGCCUGCGCACCAUCACCAAUUCCUUCUUGCUCUCCCUGGCCCUGAGUGAUCUGAUGCUGGCCCUCUUCUGCAUGCCCUUCACCUUCAUCCCCAACGUCAUGCGCACCUUCAUCUUUGGGAAGGUCAUCUGCAAGACUAUGUCCUACCUCAUGGGGAUGUCGGUGAGCGUCUCCACCUUCAGCCUGGUGGCCAUUGCCAUUGAGCGUUACAAUGCCAUCUGCAAUCCCCUCAAGUCCCGCGUGUGGCAGACACGUUCCCAUGCUUACCGCGUCAUUGCUGCAACCUGGCUCCUCUCAGCCCUCCUCAUGCUGCCCUACCCAGUCUACAGCACUAUCUUCUCUGUGCCCACCCACCCAGGCAUUUUCCAAUGCACUCCCCGUUGGCCCGGGAGCCACAUCCGGCAGGCCUGGUACGUGCUGCUAAUGGUCACUCUCUUCCUUAUUCCCGGCCUGGUCAGAUUGGCCUAGGGACUCAUCUCUCGUGAGCUCUACCGGGGCAUCCGUUUUGAGAUGGACCUCACCCGGGAGGCCAAAGCUCAGCAGAAUGGAGGCACAGAGCCCCUGGCACCUUGUGUGGACGAGGAAGGGGAUGGCUGCUACAUCCAGGGGCCCAACCCGCAGGGGGGGGCCAGUGGGCUGUCGGUGGUAACGCAAGCCAGGGGAGCAGGCACCAAGCAGGAUCGGGCCCGGAUCAACAGCUCGGAGGCAAAGCUGCUGGCCAAGAAUGUGAUCCGCAUGCUGGUGGUGAUCGUGGUGGUCUUCUUUGUCUGCUGGCUGCCCAUCUAUGGGGCCAAUACCUGGCGGGCCUUUGAUGAGAGGCGGCCCAGCGCGCCUGACGCCCCCUAUCUCUUCAUCCACCUGCUCUCCUACACUUCCGCCUGGCAUCAACCCUUCAUCUACUGCUUCAUGAACAAGCGGUUCCCAAGGCCUUCGUCACCACCUUCGCCUUGCCCCCGGGGGCUUGCCCAACCGGACGCCCGCGCCACCGUCACAGAGGAGGAGCUCCACCGCCAUGGCCCCUCCCUCUCCAAUCACUACACCACUGUCAGCAUUGUCGGGCCCCCCUGA
Messenger RNA from Sceloporus undulatus (fence lizard), 1622 nucleotides. It is a transcript of the gene CCKBR, whose product is annotated as cholecystokinin B receptor. Gene Ontology annotation, biological process: neuropeptide signaling pathway. Lineage: Eukaryota; Metazoa; Chordata; Lepidosauria; Squamata; Phrynosomatidae. Gene Ontology annotation, cellular component: membrane. The record is from RefSeq and is a predicted model, not a curated record. Gene Ontology annotation, molecular function: gastrin receptor activity; neuropeptide receptor activity.